AUGAAACUUCUUCUCAUUCUCUUCAGUCUGAUGGGCGCCAGUUUGGCUCUGACAGUCCAGAACAACACCCAGUCUCGUCUGGUUGGCUCAGCAAACGUAGAGUCCAAAAACGACUUUCCUUGGAUGGUGUCAAUUCAGUACAACGGCAUUCACGUAUGCGGCGGUGCAGCAAUUGACAAACGUUGGAUUUUGACCUCUGCCAAGUGUGUUUCUUCAUUGAACAACAAACUAACACAAAUCCGCUACAACACACUUAUAGUGAACUUUGGUGGUAAACAAGCUGACAUCAGUUCAUUUGUUCCUCAUCCUGAUUUCGACUCUCUACACUACACCAACAACAUUGCGCUAAUUCACACUGCCGCAGACCUAGAUAUUACCAGGUUUGCCCAAAUUCCCUGCGCAAUGAACACACAGUUGAACGCACUACUGCAAUUUGCAGGCUGGGGCUCUCGAAAAUCUGACUCAAAUGAAGCUAACGUUGAUUUGCAGUACAUUCAAAUUCCCUUUCUUGAACUGAAGUGCGCACCUUAUCACAUAGACAUUGGUAUUAAUAUGGACGACUCUAUGUUUUGUGCUGGAGACUAUGAACACGGCGGCAUUGGACUGUGUAACGGCGACGAAGGUGGAGUGGCAAAUCGACCUGCCACCUCCUAUGCUUACGGCAUUGGCAGCUUCCACCUGGGGUGUGCCCAGCCUCGAUUAACCAGUGUCUUUACUAAAGUUAGUAACUAUAAAGGUUGGAUUCAAGCAACUACAGGUAUUCCCUGUGUGGCUCCAAAUGAGUAA
This is a messenger RNA of Rhagoletis zephyria (snowberry fruit fly), 786 nucleotides long. NCBI's taxonomy places the organism in Eukaryota, Metazoa, Arthropoda, Insecta, Diptera, Tephritidae. The record is from RefSeq and is a predicted model, not a curated record.